AUGGUCCUCUCCUCCACGCUGACGGGCAGCUCCGUCGUCUACGAGGCGCGCCCGGCGCGCGUCAUCCACCUCAAGACGUACGACUGGCCGACGUACCAGAUCAACAUCUGGCUCUUUGUCAUGCUGCUCGCGGCCUCAUCCAUCCUCGGCGUCUUUGCGACCUUUAUCCAGACGCAGAUGCAGAUGGGCCUGCCGGUGCCGUGGUACUUUCCCUACUACGUCACCGUCGCCGCCGUCGCGCUCGCGUUCCUGCUCGCCAUCAUGUGGCUCAUCUGGUACAAGCGCCUGCUGCCGGCCAUUGUCAUGAUUGGCGCCUUUGCGCUGUUUGUGCUGUGGAUGGUCGGGCUCGUCGCCAGCGCGGUGCAGCUCUGGGGGCCGGGCGGCGUGCAGAGCGUGUGCAACCUGCAGGUGUUUAACCAGAGCCCGCACGCGCCGGACGUGCAGACGCUGGCGUGGAUGCAGCAGCGCAAUAUCUGUCAAACGUGGUAUCUGGUCUUUGCGAUGGGCUUGACCGGUGCCAUCUUUCUGAUUUGGGUCAUGAUUAUAGCGUAUCAGGUAUUUGUUCGUUCAUAG
This is a messenger RNA of Akanthomyces muscarius, 573 nucleotides long. RefSeq lists its product as uncharacterized. Lineage: Eukaryota; Fungi; Ascomycota; Sordariomycetes; Hypocreales; Cordycipitaceae. The record is from RefSeq and is a predicted model, not a curated record. The coding region runs from base 1 to 573 and encodes 190 amino acids. The transcript has 2 exons.